Messenger RNA from Giardia duodenalis, 6249 nucleotides. RefSeq lists its product as uncharacterized. The coding region runs from base 1 to 6249 and encodes 2082 amino acids. Gene Ontology annotation, molecular function: protein binding. Lineage: Eukaryota; Fornicata; Diplomonadida; Hexamitidae. The record is from RefSeq and is a predicted model, not a curated record. The transcript has 2 exons.
AUGCUGGAUUCUGUGAUCUCUCUUUUUCUUGCGGCCCUUCGCGAAGAAGGUGUACCAGAAGCCCAAACACUCGAGCUGCUCCAGACCAUCCGUUCCUGGCCACAGAUCAAGGCAAGCACAUAUACUAUCAUACAGACACUUAAUAACCUUGCUACCAGAGGAGUACGAGCGUCCAAAGCGCUUACAGAUAUUACCACCACAUUUUUCACUUCUCCGCGAAUGCUACAGCGCAGGGGUCUUUCUUGUCAAGACCUAGAUGCUUUUCAUGACUUUAGUGGCGUGAUUGUAAGAAAUUUUAUUGUCCAUGGGCAUCAGAUCCAUGGGGUUGGCUUUACUCCUCUUCAGCUUCUUAGAAAGCACUAUCUUGUGAGUGCAUCUGACGACGGGGCAGUAAAACUUUGGUAUGUUCAAGGCCCUGUGGUCCGUUUAGUCGGUUAUUUAAUUUCUCCAGUAGAACACCAUAGUCGGAUAAUCGACCUGGCCAUCAGCCAGGAGCGCUAUGUCGUUGCCAUGUGGAUGGACGUGGUAAUAGUGUGGGACAUUCCGUUGGAUAUCGCGGACGGACCUGAACUUUACUGCAGUUGCACGUAUAUUUCUUCAAGCUAUCUACGAACAACCCAGCCAGUGGGAAAGAAGAGCAGUAGCCUUUACGUAAACCAGCUGGAGAAGCUUCUAACCAUUAAGAAUAGCCCCUUUGCUAUUGUACAAUCUUCUGCAAUCAUCUUUCUAGUAUGCAUCGCGACAGGUGAUGCAGCCAUCAUAAUGGAGCUCACAGCCUCCUCAACUGAUGCCGAGAACAACCGGAUUGUUUGGGCUUGUCUUAAUGAGUCAUCCACUGAAUUAGCCAUCGCCUGGACAGCAAAUGGGCUGCCAUUUAUAACCAUUCUCAGGACGAGCAAUAUUAAAGAGGUAUACACUGAUAACGGAUCUUUCUCUUUGCUUCCAUGGAAGUACAUUUCUAUCGAUGGGCAGACACUAAUCAGGGGAGAAGUGUGCGGGAUGCAUCUAAUGCACUUUUGUAUUGAAGCUCCACAGACAGAAUGGGGUCUCAGCACCGUUCUCAUUUUUCCUAAGUACAUUCAGUACGCUCCAAACGACCUUCUCCUCGUCGUAAGCUUUCAUAACAUGUCUUGCUUGUUAGCCUAUAGCACAUCUGAGUAUAGAGGUUCUUUUGCAAAACUAGAUACUGGCUCUUUUGAAGACGCCAACUUAGCGUCUUCAGGGUCUGACACCAGCGGAUAUCGAAUUCUUCCAUUUCCAAUGGUUCGGGAUCUUAAGCCAUGGUGUCUUACGCUUAUUUCUGUGUCAGUCGUAUCAUACUGCGAGGCAAACACCAGUUACUGGUCUUGUACAUCGUUCUUUAUCAGUCCCGACAGUCGUUAUCUUGCAGCACAAGUUAAGUGCUCUAACACUAAGUUUAGUAAGAAUUAUCUCGUGUUCUUUGAACUAGCUUUACUGUAUACGUAUAUUUCGGCCGCACCUUCUCUAGCUUUGCUAGAACAGCAAAUGGUUACUGAUGAGGCUCACGAUAGAGCAAAUGAGUUUCCCCUAGGGGCAGACGAGUCCUUUAUUGAGCGUAAGGUAUCACCUACUUCGCGUGUUAUACUGUGUGGUUGUGGUUUCGGUAUCUCAAUCUGCUGUCUUGACUUAUCCAAUCAUCCCUACUUCAACUGCGCCGUCCCUGCCACUUCAUCCUCAUCUCUUCCAUAUGUUUGGGUUGUCAGUGAUACCAUGAACCUGGAAAAUACUGGUCUGCGCUUUCUGGAACGAACUGGCGAGGAACUGCCCUUAACCAUAUCUCCUUUGGAUCUCUUCCUUUUCUUUCUCUCUCCCGAUGGCACCCAGAAUGUCUGGAACAUCCGCAUGCCAUGUUCUUCUCAAGACAAUGAGGGUUUGGUCUUUAGCGAUAUCUGCCUUAGUUCAGAGACCGGAGAGCUAUUCGUCUCGAAUGUCACUGGCCAGAUAAUGUCCAUUGGUAUUGGGGCAACAUUUCCACCGAGCUAUAUUUCUCCUCAAGAGCAGUUCCUGUUCUUUGAGCUACCAGGGAUCUUUAGCGCUCGAUAUGGGACAGAUCCAGAUGAGUCUGUUAACUCUGCACUCACGGCAUCAUCUUUGCUGCCUACAGAGCAACUAUCUUCACCUACAACUCAACCAUUAAUGAUCAAAGGGGCCAAGGCGAUCCUGAACGUCACAGGAAUGAAGAUGUUUCACGAAGAGUUAAGCACUAGCAUAUCAAAAAUUCUGUCAGAGGAGUUAGCUGUGGAGUGUCAUUUUUCUGAUGAUAGCUGUCUACUAUUCGACUCGCCAAACCAACUUAAGCAAUUGAUUUCUAAACUUGAGGCCAAGCAGGCGGAGGGUCACUUUGUGGUUUCUGUCUAUUGCAUCGGAAGGAUAGAUACCAUUUUCCGGUACACUCUACACAAUGCCUUGAUCACCCGUCUGCCCAACCUUGAUCUAAGAACUCUUACUACCGACCACAUGCUCAAGCUCAGCAUUAAAGCACCCAAGAGUAUGUUUACAGGACUGUCUGUAUAUGACACGGUGAGAUAUCUAGCUAAUUAUGAAAACCCACUAGCAAUCUGCUCAUUUUAUGGUACUGUUUACUUCAUUCCUGCAUCGCUGGAAGAGAGCCGGCAAAGGCAGUCAUUACCCUCUUACCUGGAAGAGUUAGCUCGUUAUUAUGAGAAGGCUCAGAAGCAUUGUUAUCAUGGAUUUUAUGAGAGCAUUAUUUCGAUGAGAUCAAUCAAUGAACUAUCCUAUUUAGACCUGGGGAUCAUCACCCCCAAGUGCGCUUCUUUAAAUGCUAUGAUUCUUUGUCAACCAGCGGCUGAAUUUUUGCUUGAUCGUGCUUCAUCAAAGUUUCUGCUUUUAGAGAAUGUAACAACGCUUAAGGAUGUCAAGCAACGAGAGAAGAUAGAGCUGAUCUCGGACCUGCUCAAUACAUCUGAACCCCUCUUUGCAACAGAUGUCUCUGGCUUCGUUGCUUCUUCGAAUAUAGAAUUACAGACCAAACAAGUCAAGGAAAUACAGGAUGAUAACACUGAUGUUUUCGACGAUAUGGAUAAUUGUAUCGCACGUAUUGAGGAAGCAAUCUCGAGUCAUGUUGUUCCUUCUGUCCCGCGCCGCAUCAGGAAUCCACGGCGACACCUCAUUAAUAAAUCGGGACCCGGAGAAUCAGAAGGGUCUCUCCUCAGCAUCUCUAGUUUGGGAGCAGAUGAGCUCGCCUUUGAGUCUGAAUCUGACGUGCAGGAACAGGAGGAGGAAUCUUCUGCAUCGAUUUCGUCAUCAGCUAGCGAAUCCGGUGCUUAUGAAAGAUCUACUAAGGACAACGACUCCGAGGAGUCAUUAGAAAACCCUGGCAGAAGAAAAAAGAAGCGAAUAAAAGACAUGCAGGAUACCGACUCAUUUGUCUAUUCUAGCAGCGGAUCUGACAGCGUAGCGUAUAGUGAAGAGAUAGAGACAACAGAAGAGUUCGUUUUGGAAAAGAAUACGAAAAAAGAAACCGUUGAACAAUCCAAGUCGGAACCACCUUUAAAGAGAUAUAUUGAAAAGGUAACAAGUGCAACAGCUCUGGUAAAGUAUACGAAGGUCUUUCUCAGUUUACAAUACAAGACACUUAUUAAGAGAAAUAUAGAGUUCAUGAAGGAUUUUGCAUCAUCAACCCCGCUGGUUGCAGGUAAAGCAAACUCAUACGCAAUACCCCAGGUGGGAGACGCCAUUUUGGUGUUGCCUGUUCAUUAUCGAUACUCCAUCCAAUUCAUCGACUCCUUCUUCGAUAAAAGAAUAACUGGUAGCACCAUUACAGUCUUAGAUCGACUUAUAGGGCCGCCUCCAGAAACAGGGUUUUAUGGAGACGCCCCCGAAAACCCCAAUAAUAAGCCAUACCUUGCAAUCAUCAAGGACAUUUACCCUCAGUAUUGGCAGAUAGACAAGGGUAGACCCCCUUUUGUGGGAAUGCCUCUUACGUUACUUACCAUUCUCAUUAAACCAGUAACCAGCAUAGAUCAAAUAACUCCCUUGAUAACCCCAGAUUAUGAACUUCUGGACAAGCUUUUAGCAAAUGAGCGCACAAAAAAUACGUACAAUCUGCAGAUAACUAAAAGUCACGACCUUGUAAUCCUUCCUCUGUCGCACUCACUUCUACUGGAGCCACGGAACCUGAUACCUGAGUUUCCGAUAUUGCCUUACUGGUCUGGCGCCUACCACUUGAGGACGCUAUCGAAGGUCCUGGGACAAUGGAUAAAAUACAUUCGGGAGGGGCCUUGUGCAUCGGAACAGGUAGCCAAAUGCUUUAAGGCAUCGUUUCCAUCAUUGACCUUCACCAGUGACUUCUAUUGCCAUCAUGGCCUAGAAUAUUGUGAUCUUCUGGAGGACACCCUUCUUGCGGAAUGUCUCAGUUAUCCAAUAAAGCUAUCUGUACUUCCUCCCGCUGCCAUUCAAGACAUUAGGAAAAUAAAGACUAUAUCAGACUCAUUUCCGCUCGAAGCUUAUCAUAGAACGGUCCCUUUUGCCCCUGCUCCGGAGCACGUGCUUCAUCCACAGCUCUUUGCCUUAACAAGCAGGGGGAAUGUUGUCCUACGCGCCAAUACUGCCUCUAAGAAGGCGUCUGAGUCGAAAACGAGUAACAAGACCAAGCAAAACUCAAGCUCAAGUUCUGCUUCAGACACAGAAUCUGACUCAAGCUACGAAUCUGAGGAUACUCGCUUCCAGCGCAAGCAUGGAUACAUCAGGAAGCUUGUCCUCUCUUCAGUUCAACACAUGUCGGCCUUCUUUAACGACACAAUCAAGAAGACACCUUAUUUUUACUCUCCCCGAUCCACGCCCCGGCUUCUCAUGGUUCAAACUGCUGUAAGAAAUGGAUCUCCAAAGCGAUGGGGCGACCAUUAUAUUCCUCACGCAUUUGGUCUAUUAUAUCACCUAUUCCUGAAAGCUACAACCCGCACUGACACACUCAAAAUUUACUCAGCAGAAGCACUGUUCAGAGAGCACGUGCUGGACACAUUCUUCCCUGAUGCACCAUCUGAUAAUCUGACAAAGCGACAAUUGAGCAAACUAGAGUUGGAAGAAUCAAAGUCUUAUUUGGUAAGUGUGUGCUACCAACUUUACAGAGACAAUACCUUUGCCUCAGGCCUUUACUACUUUACUGAAGACAUGCAAGUUCCAAGAGACCAAGCCCAAGAAGAAAUCGUCAAACAAGCAUCUGUAUGGGAUAACAUAGAUGCACAGUCUGCUACGUUUUCAGCAGAGACGUGUGCACGUAUCUUCAGUAUUUUGGAGGAUCUAUAUAUUCGCGAUACAAAUAUUUUGACAUAUAUACCCGCCAGUCUAUUCUCCCUAUCACUUAAUGCCUCUGGGAUUGAAUCUUCCUCUUCGCAAUCACCGGUGUCGCCUUUGUACUCAUCCCUGGUAACCGAGUUAGUCCCCUAUGCGUUAGAAGCUAAUGAAAUUACACACACAAACUUGGACUUUUCGUUUGUAUCACCACAGAGCACUACAGUAAGUACAGCUGACUCAUCAUGCAGCACCAAUAACGAUGAGAGUAUUACCUUUGCUCAAAUAAUCAGAAGCUUGACCGUUAGACCAUUUGGAAUCAAACCUGGCAACAUGUCCGGAACCCAUACUGGACUGCGCAAAUCUUCGAGGUCAAGACAGGAGCAUGCUCUCACAUUUGAUGGAAUAUUUAAUCCCAUGUCCAUACUUUCACGAAUGAGGCUAUUCUUGGUACUUGUUGAGGCCAUAAACAUUACUUUAACCACCUCUGCCUAUCGGGACAUUUUACUUGAAACGUUUGCCAACCCAUGUGGUAGAAUAAAGAGAUAUGCUGGGGUAGUGGCUCAUCCAUUAUGGUUUAACUUAAUUAUGCACCGCAUUGCCACUGGCUACUAUACAUGUUUUAGAUCACUAAUUAAUGACAUCCGUAUCAUCGCUGGAAACUGGGACUCCUUUAACGGCGAUCAAACAAUAGCAAUAUGUGCAGAGUUCUGUGAAAAGCUGAUUGGUAAUUUGCUACUGUUAGUGCGUGGCAUCGCCGCCUUGACAGAUAAUGAGUAUCUAGCCAUUUGUGAGUCUGUUCGCUUUGAAAGUUCACAAGGUGAUGAUCAGGAUGAAAAGAGUGCUGAAACAAGCCAAGACCUUGAGGAAGUUUCUAGCAGCACCGUUAGUAACAGCGACUCGGAGCCCAGUGAUGAUAGCUCUUCCCCUAAACCUGUGCGCAACCGGACUUCAACUCGUCAAUCUCGUAAGCAUUGA